This is a messenger RNA of Folsomia candida, 6624 nucleotides long. RefSeq names its product transcription initiation factor TFIID subunit 4. The record is from RefSeq and is a predicted model, not a curated record. Gene Ontology annotation, cellular component: transcription factor TFIID complex. Gene Ontology annotation, biological process: DNA-templated transcription; transcription initiation at RNA polymerase II promoter. Gene Ontology annotation, molecular function: protein heterodimerization activity; DNA binding; RNA polymerase II general transcription initiation factor activity. The coding region runs from base 417 to 5903 and encodes 1828 amino acids. Lineage: Eukaryota; Metazoa; Arthropoda; Collembola; Entomobryomorpha; Isotomidae. The transcript is spliced from 21 exons.
AACAAGUCCCUCAUUUCUAUUUGGAUGUUGAAAGAAGAAGGAUCUCCGUGGCACUUAUCGAUAAAUCAGCGUAAAGAGUUUACCACACGCACCAGAUAACAACAACCUCUCCUCCGACGGCACACCCACCACUGACACCCGAGAGGUCGCCCCAUCAACCUCCCCCUCUAUUCUCGGAGCAAUAAUAAGUGGCAACCGCCUUGCUAAAUUGUAGAUCCCAAUUUGGAGAAGUUGCUCCUUGUCGCCGCUGCCUUAUUCCUCACGGCUUGUUUAAUGGUUGACUAAUUUGUGGGGUUUAUUUGCCUCCAUUGUUUGCCUUGUUUGUAUACAUUCUAUACAAUAAAUGGUUUGACCGACAGCAGAAAGAACAGAUUCUUGUUGCGGUGUUUCCCAGAUGUAUUAUGUAGAAAUUGAAUAUGCCCAGUCCAUCACCCUCAGUUCCUCAGCCGACAGGGAACAUAUUGGUCAAUGGUGCGAGUUCAUCUGGGAGCAAACUACCUGUCACGACCACUUCUGGUGGGUUCAUAACUAACGGAAUUCGGACGAUAAUACCAUCAUCGGCUGGAACACAUAGUUUACAAAAUGGAAUAACUCGUAUUGUGACACCACAAGGUGUACAGUUUCCAAUAGGUAGCAUACCUCAGUCAAAUGUGUUGCAAAAUGUCGUCAGAACUGGACUAAGUGGCAUCAAUAACAUACUAAGCACUGGGGGUGUUACUCCAGGCAUUAGACAGGCCACUCUGGGCACUUUAAUUAGUGGAGUAGGCGCCAACAGUGUCGCCGCCGGGAGCAGUGGUGCUAAUAUUAUUAGCUCCCUGCCACCAGGAGCAGGGCCAGCUAUGACCGUUAAUAACAGUGGUGGUGGAGCUACUCCUGGUCAAGCUGGUCAAAAUCAAACUGUUGUGCUCUCCAAAGGGACUGGUGUUACGACGAUGACUUCCACUGGGACAAUUGGAUUAAGUCAAAAUCCAUCUGGAGGAGCUUCGGCCAACAACAACAACGUUACUAAUAAUCAAGGUCAACCCAUCACGCUUGGCCCUGGAGGAGCAGGAGGGCUGCAGAUUUUGAAUAUGAACAAUUUAAAUGCUGCAAGAGCAGUCAAUGUUGGUGCUGUGAAUUCUGGAGGAACGACAACUCAUCAGAUUGUUGCUGCUGGUCCAGCGGGGUCUAAGAAUCUGGCUCCAAGAAUGAUCAUUAGUCCUCAAGUAUUGAAUACAAGACCUGGUCAACCUGGGGUUGACGAGUAUCAAUCUGAGUUCUCUGAGUUUCUCGUGCCAAAUUGUAAGAGUCUUAGUCCUCCUAAUGCAAACAACGGUGGUAUCAUUGUGGAAGAAGGCGAAGAUGAAAGUUUGAGUACUAACUGUAAUGUAAUUAUCGACACGGUCAACGGCAAUUCGCCAACAAGGAUUAUUGACUAUACUGACCAGUCAGGCCAAGAUCUGGGUUCGCCCACGACGAUCAGAUCUCCUCAAUCUCAAUCUCCGUCCUCCAAAGAACCCUUUUCCCAACCCUCCACUCACGACGUCCCUCCUUGCCUCAAUGUUGCUCCCCACUCCCCAAGGCCUGUAGUUAUUCAGAGUAGUAAUAACAACAAUGAUGCUGACGAAUGUGGAGCUUUAGAAGAUCAACAAAAUCAUGACGUGACUAUUGUGGAGGUGGUCUUAGCCCACGAAAAACAGAAUAUAAGUUGUAAUAGUAGAAAUAGUAAUAGUACUAAUACCAAGUACCUAACCGAAAAAGUAUCUAAUAUCGCAGUAGUAGACAAAAUGAACGCUAGUAAUGAUAAGGACGAUAUUGCCUUUGAGACAAGUAGUGAUAAUGGUGAUCCCGAAAGUCACGGGGAUAUUAUUUAUGCACGUGGUGAAGGUAGUCAGGAAGAUUCAGAGGAUGUCAAGGUUUUAAAUUUGGAAGGUUCGCCGUCUAAAGUGCAAUCUAAGGGUGAAGAAGGUGACGAAUCAAAUACAAGUUUCACUGCGGAAACAAAACACCAUGAAGAAAAUGAGACAAGUGGAGUUGGUAGUGUUGAAGGAGGAGAUAAUGAUAAUGCGAAUUCAAACUUUCAUGAUGAUGAGUGCCCAAUCCAGCAACGGUAUGAAAAUCCGUCGGAUAACUUUUCAGACUUACUUUUUACAGCUCCUCAAAGCUCACCCACCAAACCAAUCAACAGAAAUGACGAAUUCUAUCCUAAUUCAAGCGAUGGCGAUUCAAGUACCACAAGUAUAAUUGUACACGAUACGCCCUCAUUAGCACCACAUAGCUCAUCAAUUUCUAAUACCAAUACGGACAAGGACGGCGUGCCAAAGAAAGAAUGUUUCUAUGCUAUUGGCAUUCCUCGCCGGUCAUCUUCGUCCUCAGUUAGUUCAGGUCGUGAUAGCAGUCCAUCCCAUUCCAUCAAUAAUAUUGCAUCCAGUGACAGAGCUGCAAAAGUUUCUCCAAUCUGUCAUCAACAAGAAGGUGCUUUUGUACAGCCGCAACAACAUUCUUCAGGCGGGCUAUCCCGGCAAACAUCUCAAGAAAUGCAGUUUGGCGAAAUUGGAACUCAUUAUAAUGUAGAUAGAAAUGAUCCAACGGCACCGGGUGGAAUUUUCACUACAGAUCCAACCUUGCAAUCACAGUUUUUACAUUACUCCCAAAUCAAUCCUGUCACUGCCAGUGUCCUCGCUCCCGCCCCCGUCGGAACUUUCCGUUCAGAGGAUAAUAAUAGUAAUAAUUCCUACGCCGUUCACACUCCUGUGAUAAGAUCUAAUCAAGUUGCUCCUUCUACACCCCCUUCUUCAAUUAAGAAUUAUAAUUCACAAAGUUCUCCUAAAGUGGUGGAUACCUACACCGGCAGAAAUAAUCCAGUCCAACAACACAGUGCAUACGAACAAGAUUAUCAAGGGGGACUAACUGCUCCUUCUGCUCGAAGAUUGUUGUGGUCGUCAUCAUCAUCGUCUCAAGGCAAUCUCGGAACUUUAAAUUCAUCCAACUCUGGUGGACAAUUGCCUCUUUCAUCUUGUGAAUAUGCACUCAAUUCAUAUGACGCUCAAAGCCAAAUUAAUACAUCACCAUCAACAAGGAUGCCUCAUCAUCAAGAGUACAAUACAUAUGUUAGUAGAUCUCACCAAUCAAUUCCGCCUGUACCAGAUCUUUCUGGUUCAUUUGCUCAACAACAAUGUCAUGUAAUGGGUAGGUCGUCCCAUAACACAACUGCUCCAUGCCAGUCACAAGUGCCUCCAAAUCGAUGGAUGUCGAUAACGUCUGGCGACGAAGGUGCUAGUCACAUCACAACUUCAAACACACUUGGAAGUCCCUCCUCUAGUAGUGGAACACAGAGAAGAACAAAUAUUACUGAACCUACUCCAUUUUAUAAUCCGUCUCAUCAUCAUCAUAGUCAACCAACUGCUCAUAUACCUAGACCACCAUAUUAUGGGACCCAGUCAUUAGCACAACGCCCGCCCCCUGGUCAUCAUCAUAAUAUGCCAAUGAACGUGGUCCGAAAUUCCGUCCCUACAAAUGUACAAAUUUCGCAGCCUCCUCGACGUCGUAUGCCAUCGGAUUGUGUUUAUAUUGAUAAUAAUCAAAAGCCUUCAUCAUCAUCGGUGCCUACUCAUUCUAGUCUACCUCCUAAUAUGACCAGUCCGUAUAAUAAUAAUCCCUCGGCGGCCGGAUCUGUAGUAGUAGAUCAUUCACAGAUGCCUCACAAUACGGACGGGUUUUGGCCAGUUGGUAAUCAUCCUCAACAACACCAACAACAACCACAGCAAACUGUCUUACCAAAUCCUAGUUAUCGAAACCAGCCAAGUAGUAUGCAAAAUGUACAACAGUAUUAUCCUCCAAGCCACCAGCAACAGUCAAGCAAACAAUCUAGUGGUGCUAAUUAUGUAUCUAAUAUGCCAAAUCAAAGUGGUGCAUCGUCAUCAUAUUCUCAUCCUAUUGUAUGUAGAGUUCCUCCGAUAAGGUACAACAGGUAUCCAGGACAGGCGACGGAAAAUUAUCCCUCGCAACAACAUGGUCUACCACCUCAGAUGCGUUACAGUGCAGGUAGUGGAGGAAGUAGUAAUAUUAGCCAGCAGGGUGCUAGUAAUCGAGGUAGUAGCAGUGGUAGUAAUAGUUUUAUGAGAGGUACUGUAGCUAACAGUUCAAUGGUAACUCCUCGGCCUCCUUACAAUAUGGGUUAUCCUCCUCGUUCUUCUCCUUACUAUCCUCACUCAUUGCCCCCUAAUAAUUCUGGUCAGUCAUUUAAGCCGCAAUAUUAUGAGGGGGGUGGCGGCGGCGGCGGCGGCGAAAGCUUCCAAGGGGGGUACAGCUCAAACUUCUCCAGUUGUCAGCAUGAUGAAUUGAGGAGAUUAAGGCCGAGCGUUGUGGGGAUGGCUUCAAUGUCUAUGCCGCCGCAGCAGAUGUACUCACCUCAAGUUCCACAAGCCUAUUCUCCCACCUUCGUCUCCGCCUCCAACACUGCUAAUACUGUUAGUACGAUGACGGCGGAAACGGCUAAGGUUAAAUGCAAAAAUUUCCUUUCGUUUCUCUUGGAAUUGUCCGCAAAGCAAAAUCAACAGGUUUCGAGGAACGUCAAAGCUCUUAUCCAAGGACUUGUAGAUGGGAAAGUAAAUGAAGAAAAUUUUUCUGAUCGCUUACAAAAAGAAGUAAACUCGCAACCGCAACCGUGCCUAGUUGGAUUCUUAAAGAAAAGUUUACCGCAUUUACGACAUUCAUUAGCUACAAAUGAACUAAAAAUUGACGGAAUUAAACCCCCGCCCCUGUCUUCAGUAGUUUCCCCCGCGCCUGUAACUGCCUUAAUUCCACAACAUGCACAAAUUAGAACACCCACAAAUCACUCCCCUCCAGUUCGAAUUAUAACUCCAAUCAAUCCUAAUAGUACAGCCACCCCACCAUAUGCUGCUCCUGUGAUGCCUUCAAUUGGGACAAAUUCAUCAUUAUCCUUUCCUACUACUAGAACUACUCCUGCGCCACCUUCCACCCAGUCAAAAAUGCCGUCGACGGGAAAAACUGCAAAGGGCAAAUCUAGCUCAUCCGCAAGUUCUAGUUCGAGUACCACUUCGUCCCCAAAUAGUACAUCAGGGCCAUCUAAACCAAUUGCAUCUAAAUCAAGUGCCAAAGACAAAGAUAAAAAAUCCUUCGGGUCCUCCGCUUACAGUGGCGACGAUGAUAUCAACGACGUUGCUGCCAUGGGUGGAGUCAAUCUAGCAGAAGAAUCCCAAAAAAUUCUUGGGUCCACAGAGUUUGUUGGCACUCAAAUCCGUUCAGUCCGGGACGAAACAUUUUUACAUUCAAUACCCCUUCAAGCAAGAUUAAAAGCAAUAGCCGCUAAACAUGGGUUAGCAGAACCUCCACCGGAAGUUGCAGCUAUAAUUUCGCAUGCAACUGAGGAACGACUUAAGAAUUUAAUUGAAAAAUUAGCUGUAAUAGCAGAACACCGACUUGAUGUGAUAAAGAUGGAUGAUCGGUAUGAAGUAACUCAAGACGUAAAAGGUCAACUCCGUUUUCUUGAAGAAUUGGAGAAAUUAGAAAGAAAAAGACACGAUGAGCAAGAACGAGAAAUGCUGAUACGAGCUGCAAAAAGUCGAUCAAAGUCUGAAGAUCCUGAGCAAGCCAAGCUAAAAGCUAAAGCCAAAGAGAUGCAACGAGUAGCAAUGGAAGAAAUGCGACAAAGAGAAGCAAAUCAAACUGCCUUAGAAGCUAUUGGACCUAGAAAAAAGCCCAAACUUGAUUCACAAUCAGGAUCUCAAAGUACAAUAUCACAGAGUCCACUGGGUGGAGUCAGUGCGUCUGGUAACAGGGGGCCACAAAUGGGGAUGCGUCCGAGGCUUAAACGAGUCAAUACUAGAGAUUUACUCUUUUUGUUGGAACAAGAAAAGGAAACGUCAAGAAGUCACUUUUUGUACAAGAAUUUACUUAAAUAAUUGUUUAGUUAUGAUAAUUACAUAUAGUAAUAAUAAGAAUAAUGCAGAUACAUUGCGCAGUCCUAUAGAUAAGAGAAACGAUGUUAAGAAGGUAGGUUGUGGACAAAUGAAUGUCGUAACUCAUAAUUAUCCCAAUACUGGCAUUUUUACAACAUAUUGACGGUGAUCUAAUAUUAGGACAAGUUAGUAUAGAAUAAUAAUCAGCCUUUCUAUCGUGUAGGGUAAAUAUGAUAAGAAUUAUUACGUACUCACUUAUGUUAUCUUACUUAUUCUAAAUAUACACAGUUUUUAUUACAAAUAUAUGUGUGUAACUGGUUCAUUCAUGUAUUGGCUGGCUUUCGGAUGCACAAUACGUUCCAAUUAUAUAGCUAUUACUUGAAGUAUUGAAUAAUAUAUAGAGCUAACGAAACGCUGUCUCUUUUGUGUUAAACUAUAAGCUUUACGAUGUAAGUGCUGCAAUCAAGGUGGUUUGUUAUUGUGGGAAUUUAGGUUAAUACUAAUAUGUACUUAAUCUAUAUGAGAAUAUAAUUUUUAUACACGUAAACGACAACUAUUUGAAAAAAUUCCGAGUUUCUCUAAACCUUGUUUUUAUUUUUAUGUGCGUCAUUAUACAUUUCAAAGGACUGAAAAAUUACUAUAUAUUAGUACUGUUGUCAAUCUCAUCUUUCCAGAAAUCAACUAUGCAGUAAAAAGUGAUGAUCUUCUAUAUUGACCAAUUUAA